This is a messenger RNA of Paramecium octaurelia, 983 nucleotides long. Lineage: Eukaryota; Ciliophora; Oligohymenophorea; Peniculida; Parameciidae. The record is from the annotation of a GenBank genome assembly.
AUGUAGGUAUUAUGCUAAUACGCUCUACCUCAAUUCUACGCUGUAUCAAACAUUGUUUCUUCUGUUUAUCUAAUGACUAAAAUCUCAAGGUACAAUUACUUAUAUAGCAUAGUUUAAAUUCUGACUGGCCUAACUUAGUUAUGGGAAUCUUGCAAUUUCUCUUGAGUCUAACACUUCUGACUAUGAUUGCUGUCAAAAACAGAUUAAAAAUACGAAAACCCCAUGUUCUAGCUGUAGCAUGCUGUUUUUCUGCUUUGUCAAUUAUUUUGGCCAUACAAAAGUUUGAUCACUAUUAUCUGCUGUUGAUUAUCCUGCAGCAAUUGGUCUGUUGUUUGCUAAUAUCCUUAUUGGUUUUGAGCAAGAACAGAAUCGGACUAGGUGUGGUAUCACAAUUAUAUUUGAUUGGAAUUUUCAUUGACGCCUUUUCGAUAGACAUUUGGUAUCAAUUGUCACUAUGGUAAUAGGGUUUUCGAGGACUAAUUCAGUUAGAGUAGAGCAAUUGCUAUUUUUGGAUCUGGUGGAUUUGGAUUACUAACCCUAUUUCUGAUUCUGUUAUGUCAUUUUAACCGCAAGGGGAAACUCUAGAAUGAAUUGCACAUCAUAAUAGGAUUUUAUAUUUUUUGCGAAUUGUUCACUUGUUGCAGUAUAACGGCUGAACUGGUCAAUGUAAGAUUGAAUACUAUAUUUAGGGGGUUUAGAGCAUGUACUUGGUGGAUUUGUUGCUCUUAAAGAUCUCGAAUGUGUUUUUGGAUAUGCUGAUAUACCCAUUUGUGAAAUUUCGCGAAGUUAAAUUGGAGAACAAAAUGGAACACUUCGAGAAUUGCAAUGAGAGACAGGUCGAAAGUGGUGGGAUUCAGACGAAGGAAAGUGAGUGUGAAUUGGAUAGUGCUCUGAAGAUUAGGGGGGCUAGGCAAACUGUGGUUAGGAAGGAGGAGGAACCGGUUACAAACAGGUGGAUCCGAUGUCUCUUGGAAAUUAAUUGA